GGCGGUGCGGGGGGAGGGGGCCCGGUCCGGGAGUGCGGGAGGCAGUGGUAGAGGGAGGUGGCGGUAGCGGACUGGAGUCUCAACCGCGCCAAGGCGGACGCUUCGGUGGAGCGAGGCAGGAGAACCACGGAGCACCCGAGGCAGCACCGGGGAUCCCGGUUUCGAGGAGGGGGUCGGCGGACCGGGUGGAGGGGAGGGGGCGAUGCUGGAAGCCAUGGCGGAGCCCAGUCCCGAAGAUCCGCCUCCAACUCUUAAGCCGGAGACCCAGCCACCAGAGAAACGACGGAGAACAAUUGAGGAUUUCAACAAAUUCUGCAGUUUUGUCUUGGCCUAUGCUGGUUACAUCCCUCCCAGCAAAGAGGAAAGCAGUUGGCCAGCCUCUGGCUCUAGCUCUCCAUUGCGAGGCGAGAGUGCAGCAGACAGUGAUGGCUGGGACUCGGCCCCCUCGGACCUUCGAACUAUCCAGACUUUUGUUAAGAAAGCAAAGUCUUCAAAGAGAAGGGCAGCUCAAGCAGGUCCUCCCCAGCCGGGACCCCCAAGGUCCGCUUUUUCUCGCCUGCAGGCCCCUGACAGUGCCACUCUGCUGGAGAAGAUGAAGCUUAAGGACUCUCUGUUUGACCUGGACGGGCCCAGAGUGUCGUCGCCGCUGUCUCCCACGCCCCUGACGCACGCCUCCCGGCCCCCCGCUGCUCUCACCCCAGUGCCGCGUUCCCAGGGGGACCUCUCCCAGCCGCGAAAGAAGGACCGAAAGAACAGAAAGUUGGGACCAGGCGGUGGGGCAGGCUUUGGGGUGCUUCGGAGGCCGAGGCCAGCCCCUGGGGAUGGGGAAAAACGGUCUCGAAUCAAGAAGAGCAAGAAGCGGAAGUUGAAAAAGGCAGAUAGGGGGGAUAGGCUCCCGCCUCCCGGGCCUCCUCGGGCUCCUCCCAGUGACACAGACUCUGAAGAGGAGGAGGAGGAGGAAGAGGAGGAGGAGGAAGAAAUGACAGCCGUUGUGGGGGGUGGGGUCCCAGCCCCUGUGCUGCCAACACCCCCUGAAGCCCCCAGGCCCCCCGUUGCAGUGCACCCGGAAGGCGCUCCUCCUGCUGACCGUGAAGGCCGGGAUGUGGGCAGCACAGAAACUAGCCAGGAUGGAGACGGCAGCUCCAGCGAGGGCGAGAUGAGGGUCAUGGAUGAGGACAUCAUGGUAGAAUCAGGCGAUGACUCGUGGGACCUGAUCACAUGUUACUGCAGAAAGCCCUUUGCUGGGCGGCCUAUGAUCGAGUGCAGCCUGUGCGGGACGUGGAUCCACCUCUCCUGUGCUAAGAUCAAGAAGACCAACGUUCCCGACUUCUUCUAUUGCCAGAAAUGCAAGGAACUUCGGCCGGAGGCCAGGCGGCUAGGGGCUCUUCCCAAGCCUGGAGAACCCUGAAGUCCCUGUUGAGGCUGGAACUUCUGACAUUACUUGGGAAUCUGAGUCUCCCUUCCUUGGAUUGAGGAGGCUGUCCCCACCUGAGGGCCGGAAUUCCCGAGGGAGACAGACUCGCUAGGAAAUGAGUGUCUUCUGUCCUUCCUGCUCUGCGGACUUGAAACUGACCCAUUACAGGGUCAGGGGAGGCUGGAUCUGUAGACGAAGUCUCUGUCCAGUGAGCCUGCCGCCCUUUUCGCUUUGGCGGCCAGGCUCAAACUGGCCCGUAACGGGAUAGUUGUCUAUAAAGUUGUAGUGUAAAUACAGCGCUCCCCUCAUGUUUUUUCUCUUUCACUCCCUUUUACUUUCUUCUACACCGGUUGUAUUCUUAAUUCGGGGCUCCCCGGUUUGAGUGUGGUUGCUCAAAGGUGGGGUAUCAUAGCCUGGUGGAGCAAGUGAGGAAGGAAAGCAGAAAGGUGUCAGUUACCACUCGCCUUGUUUUUAAUAAUACUGGCUGGCUUGUACGGUCAGCCUCCGUGUUGUAAAUAAAGCAGAGUGGGCUCUUGUGUUUUACA
This is a messenger RNA of Psammomys obesus (fat sand rat), 1959 nucleotides long. RefSeq names its product PHD finger protein 23 (gene Phf23). Gene Ontology annotation, biological process: negative regulation of autophagosome assembly; positive regulation of protein ubiquitination; negative regulation of autophagosome maturation. The transcript is spliced from 5 exons. The coding region runs from base 203 to 1408 and encodes 401 amino acids. NCBI's taxonomy places the organism in Eukaryota, Metazoa, Chordata, Mammalia, Rodentia, Muridae. The record is from RefSeq and is a predicted model, not a curated record.